ACGUCCGGUCGCACGAGAACGCACCUCGGAGUUAUUGAAACGAGGUGGGCAUUUCUAUGUGCAAUAACAAUGAGUAUACGGAGGCGGGCGGGUCGCUCGGCGCGCCGCCGUUGACCGUUUUCAAAACAAAACACCACACCGAUUGUUCCAAUUUGAAAAAUCCACCACAAAACGAUCAAACAUCGCAUUAUUCACAAACAAAGAACGAAGAAUGGAACGGCCUGAAUAGUUGUCGCCCUGUCGCGUCUUACACUUGCCACGGGAAACACGAUUGAUAUUUCACAGUAUAGUGUUGAAAAAUGUGUUGGAUGCAGUGCAGUUGAUGUGUUUAUUGAUACAGUUGUGAAUUGAGUUGCAUCAUGAUCUAUGUUCAAUUAGCAGGUAUUGUAGUCAUAAUCUCAAUGACAACCGCAGUGCAAUUCCAAACCAAUCCUACGUCAGAGAUGUCCGCAGACGAAAGAAAUCCAAGAGGAAAUAGAACUUUAGAUCUAUCAGAUGAAAGUGGACACGAAAUAGACACUGAUAUGGAUGAUAUUAAAGACAAAAAAUUAUUAGAUGACGCAAUGAGAACUGUAUUGGAUCCGACUACAAUUAUAACAAAAACGAAUGAUGCGAUUAAUAAUUUCAAACAUCAAUUAGAGGAACUGGAUAAAUUGAAUACAACCUUAGAGACGUUUAUGUCUGAAAUGGACAGGUUAAGUUUAGAAGUGUGCAAAACAUCACAAGAAGCGCUAUGGGCAUACGUAACUGACAUUAGCAACGAUGCUAAAAAGAACAAAAUGGUGAGAAUUGCCGCGGAGGAAGAUGAAAUUAAGAAACAAUAUUGGAAUCUCUUUAAGAAAAAAUAUUUAAAUAGUACCAUAUUUAUGGAUGAUCCAAAGAUUAAAAGAAAGAUUCGUAUUAUUAAGGAGCGCGGAACAAAUGUCCAAAUGCCGCAAAGCAAGCAAAGAGAAGAAAUAGAUACAAUGCAAAAGAUUUGGAGCCGAGUUACAGUUUGCGCAUAUAAUUCGACUACAUGUAGCGGUGAAGAUUCUGUACGGACUAUGAAUGAUAUCAUAUCAAUAUUCAAAACAAGUAACGAUACCAAAGAAUUGGCGUAUUAUUGGAAAGUGUACAGAGAUACGACUGGUAGAAAAAUACGUCCCAUUUUCAAAGAUUAUGUUACAAGAAUGAAUAAAGUAGCCGAAACAGAAAAUUUUACGGAUGCCGGAGAAAUGUGGCGAUAUGCGUUUGAAGAUGAUAAUUUUGUCGAAACUGUAAACAGAAUUUGGAGAGAAAUUAAACCGUUUUAUGAUUUAUUACACGAUUAUGUUAGAGGUAAACUGCAGUCGUAUUAUAAAAAUGAACUGAUGACUGAUGAAGGUUUAAUUCCUGCACAUAUUUUAGGUAACCUAUGGGCUCAGGAAUGGCAAUCGAUAUACCCUAAAGUGGUCGCGUAUCCUAACCACAUGAGGCCGAAACUCCUGAACGAUCAAGCUUUACGCUCCAAAGAUCUUUUCGAUGCUGUUGAUCAAUUUCACCAGUCGCUAGGAUUUGAGUCUGCAAAAGAUUCAUAUCAGGAUAUACAGGAAACUAUGACUACGGCUAACUGUUUACCAUCCAGUCAUGAUAUGUGUGACGGAGUCCAUUACAAAAUCAAAUGGUGUGGCGAAACUAUAACAGACGCAGUCGUUGGUCUAUCCCGGGCAGCAAGGUUAUUGGGUCAUGUUCAGUAUUUCAAACACUACCGAAAACUACCACCGCUGUAUCGAGAUGGACCUAAUCCAGCGUUCCACGAUGCAAUCUCCGACAUCGUCGCGGUCCAACUGACCUCGCCGGAGCAUUUGAAGACCUUGAACCUGGUGAAGGUGGAGACCGGGCCCGAAAUCACUAUGAACCAUCUAUUAUGGGUGGCGUUAGAAAAAUUUCCACUGAUGGCCUAUGCGUAUGUUCUAGACAGAUGGAGAUGGGAUGUGUUCGCGAAUAGCAGCAUCGAGAAUUGGAAUGAACAUUGGUGGGAUUUAAGAAUAAAGGAGACCGGAAUUUCACCCCCAGUUUCUAGAAAUGAAAGUGAUUUAGAUCCCGCAGCCAAAUAUCAUGUCGUUUCUCAUGUUCAAUACAUCACGUACCUCGUGUCUCACGUCUUGGAAUUUCAAAUACUGUUGUCCCUGUGCAAGAGGACUAAUCAUACCGGCCCUCUUCACAAAUGCUCCAUAUAUGAUCAGAAGGAAGCAGGAAAAUUGCUCAGCGAUGGUAUGGCACUAGGCGCUAGUGAAGAUUGGCGGACAGUUCUGGAAGCUAUUACGGGAGGAAGAGAGCUAUCAACCGACGGCAUUCUAGAAUAUUUUUCAACCCUAGCAGAUUUCCUUAAAAACGAAAAUGCAAAACUUGCAGUAACCAAAGACGAAGACAUGGAUAAAAGUGCACCUAUAGUCGUGGGAGCUAUUGUUGUAGUAUUAACUUUACUUAUAAUACUACUAUACUGUGCCAAAAAGUAUGAUCUUGGAACCAAAUUAUGCUCAGCCUGUGGAUUGACUAAGAAUGGUUCUUUAGAUAUAGUGACAAACGAAGUGCCUCAAAUCAAAACAAACGAAGUAGAAGGUAUAAGCGAAGAUAAAGUUUGAUAUUGCCAAUCAGAUCUAACAUUGUGAUUGACACUUAUAUUUAUUUUCUUAAGCAAUUAUUCAAUUAUUAACUAAUAUAAGCUUGACAUGCGAUUAAGUGGGCCAAUUGACCGUAUAAGAUAAGAUAAUGAUAAAAUACUAGUUACUGAUGACGUGUUAGGUUUAAUAAAUUAAUAAUGUGAGUGUGAUUGUUGUUAUUGUUAUUUUUAAAUUAAAUAUGUACUGAAUUUACA
Messenger RNA from Manduca sexta (tobacco hornworm), 2836 nucleotides. Its product is annotated as angiotensin-converting enzyme. The transcript is spliced from 11 exons. The record is from RefSeq and is a predicted model, not a curated record. Gene Ontology annotation, molecular function: peptidyl-dipeptidase activity; metallopeptidase activity. Gene Ontology annotation, biological process: proteolysis. The coding region runs from base 360 to 2603 and encodes 747 amino acids. Gene Ontology annotation, cellular component: plasma membrane. Lineage: Eukaryota; Metazoa; Arthropoda; Insecta; Lepidoptera; Sphingidae.